CAUGUGUUUAGUUUGUUUUGAAAUGACAAGUUUGCUGCGGCCCGCGGGGCUGUUUGUGUUGGCCGUUUGUGCAGAACGCGCUCUUUAUCUAGAGCUCCGCAAAAGACAAACAGUUGCCGUACAGCCGUGCAUGAAGAGACGGCGGGAAAUCGCUUUUGCCAGCAUUUCCAGCGGUAUUGACAGAUCAGCGCGUGGGUGGGAUAUGGACGUUAUUCCCAUGUGUAGUAUUUUCCAGGAGCUGCAAAGUGUCCUUGAUACAGGAUACCUAUCCGCAUUACCAUCUUUAGAGGAAUACUGGCAACAGACAUGUCUUGAGCUUGAGCGCUAUCUGCAGAAUGAGCCCUAUGUCUCUGCAGCUGAUCUGAGAUCAGUGUGCGAGUCCGACGAUCUGUGGAACCAGUUUCUGCGUUGCUGUGGGACAGCUGGAGCGAGUUCACCCCGGCAGGAAGCCUCCAUCCCCAAACAUGAGGGAAUCCUCAGGACCCCACCUCCAGUGGCACUCGGAGAAUGUUUGUCAGUCACCAGCAGUGAGAUAUCAGACAGCUGCGAGAAGAUCAAACCAUCUGCUAAUGUGCACACACACCCACUGGGUCCCCGCAUAUCUGAGCAGGAACAUGUAAUAACACACACGCCCCUGCCGCCGUCCUGUUCUCCACUCUCUGCCAAGGAGAUCACAAACAGAGCAGCACUAUCUCUUAUAGAUGGAUUUGUUGCAGGGGUCAGUACAGAUGCUGAGAGGACGGGACAGGGAGAGGUCAAAGGUGAGGGAUCACCUGAAGGACGAAAGAGGGCUCAUCGCUGUAAUUUUAACGGGUGUAGGAAGGUGUACACCAAGAGCUCCCACCUCAAAGCACACCAACGCACACACACCGGUGAGAAACCGUACAGUUGUUCGUGGGAUGGCUGUGAGUGGCGCUUUGCUCGAAGUGAUGAAUUGACAAGGCAUUUCAGAAAACACACCGGAUCAAAACCCUUUAAAUGCAGCCACUGUGACAGAUGCUUCUCUCGUUCCGAUCAUCUGGCCCUGCACAUGAAACGACACAUCUGAACGUGAUGAGUGAGGGAUCGAAAGAAUGAAAGAAUGCAGAAUGAGCCACAUUGUGAAGUCAAGCUGUAUCUGUGGCAGAAAGUGAAAGCCAAGAAAGAGAGAAAUUGAAUGAAAAAACCCUGGGAGAGGACAACAAUGAAGUGUGUGUGUGUGUGUGUGUGUGUGUGUGUGUGUGUGUGUGUGUGUGUGUGUGUGUGUGUGUGUGUGUGUGUGUGUGUGUGUGUGUGUGUGUACGUGUGUGUGUACUUAGCUAUAGUUUUGGGAAGAAUUUGUGCCCAAAAGUAAGCUAAAUCGGACAAAACCUACUUCCCUUUGGGGACAUUUUCAUACAUCCGCAUUUGGAAAAUUGACCCAUACGUAAAUAAAAUAACUAUUUUAAAAAUUCUAAUAAUGUGCAGUUGUAGCUUGGCGCUAGCAAUGCCAAGAUCAUGGGUUUGAUUCCCAGGAACACACAAAAUUAAAAAUGUAUACCUUGAACGCUUUGGAUAAAAUCGUCUGCCAAAAUGCAUAAAUGUAAUAAUGCAAAAAGUUUUCUGUUAGGGUUAGUUUAUAGUAAUUAUAGUAAUUAUAGCUUUAUAUAAAACUGGUAGAAGUCUAUGGUUUGUCCCAUUUGUGUGUGUGUGUGUGUGUUUGUGUGUACGCGCGUUAAGUUGGUAAGUGUGUGGAGUGGACUUUAGAGUGAUAAUGUUGCACAUUUUGCACCCUUUUAACGUGCAUACUCUAUAAUCUGGUGCUAAAAGUAAAACAUGCCUGUGCUAGCUGUAUGUUGCAGGCUCAUUAAAUUGCUAGUACAAAGUUUUAAAGGAAUAAUUCACCCAAAAAUGUCAUCAUUUACUCACCCUCAUGCCAUCCCAGAUGUGUAUGACUUUCUUUCUUCUGCUGAACACAAAUGCAGGUUUUUUUGAAGACUAUUUCAGCUCUGUAGGUCCAUACAAGGCAAAUGUGUACUAAAACUUCAAAGCUCCAUAAAGCAUAAAUAGGCAGCAUAAAAGUAAUCCUUACGACACCCUCCUAUGCAUAUUCAUGACAGAGUUGUUCUUUUGCGUUUUUUGGCGAUUUGCGUUCUACAUUAAAAUAAAGAGUAAACAUAAAGAUUAAAAAAGGACUUAAAUAUGAAUCUGUUUCUCACCAACACCUAUCAUAUCGCUUCUUAAGACAUGGAUUUAACCACUGGAGUUGUAUGUAUUAUUUUAUGCUGCCUUUUAUAUGCUUUUUGGACCUUCAGAUUUCUGGCCACCAUUCACUUACAGGACUUACAAAGCUGAGAUAUUCUUCUAAAAAUCUUAAUUUGUGUUCUGCAGAAGUAAUAAAGUCAUGCACAUCUGGGAUGGCAUGAGGUGUGAAAAUGAUGAGUACAUUUUCAUUUUUGGAUGAACUAAGAUUCUUAAGAUUAUUUAUAACCAAAUGUACGAUUUGGUUGCAAAACCUUGGUUACUAACAUUUUAUAAGUAAGCUAUUAAGCUACAAUUUAUAUUCAAGUUUCUAGAUUCUAGAACAUUAAUUCCAUUGUAGAAGCAAGGUGUUCCAUUGGGUACAAAGUUUGCUCACCACACAACUUAUGUUUUUGUAGAAUUAUACUUAGAAAAAUUACAUUACAUUUUUUUUUUUAAUGUAGUAGAAAAGAAUAGAUAAAAAACAGACAGAUACACCCAGAGAGAAUGAGUGAGAAUGUGUGUGGUUCGACAGAAGAAUUCCUUUGCCGUUUUUGUCGUGCAGGAGUGUUAUUCUAUUUGCCAAAGAGUUUGUGGGUAUUCAAACCCAACAAAAGUGUGUGUUUGUAAUGGACUUAGUGGUAUAGCUUCUCUAUACCAUGUGUAUUCUCAAAAACAUAUUUUGUUACAAAGUUUUUAUAAACCCUUAAAGCUAAAGUAACACUCUGCUUUAUCAUGCAGAGGAAAUUAUGUUAUAUAGAGCAGCUAUAUGUUUGUGUAGUUUUGUGAGAAUACAUAUUUGAGAUUAAUGAAAUUGUUGAAAUGUAUUAAGUUUACCGGCUGGUUUCCAACUCGGCCUGCUUUAUUUAGCCGUUACAUUAGUCAUAGGCUUCAUUAAUGGCUUAUUGACUAUAUAAUGCUUGACUCAAGAGAAGUGUCUCUUUGCUAAUAUUACUGUUGAUAAAAAAACUUUUUUAACCACUAAAGCUUAGUAACUAAGGGCAAGCUAGUUAACUUUAAAAUUUUAUUAUUUUGUGUUUUUGUUUUUUAAUUAGAGCUUCUCUUCUUUCCAUUUUGAUUGACAUUUCUGUUGACUGCAUUUGUGCCUUAAAAUCUUAGACUUGGUCUACAACAAGAAUCCUUUGUCGAGGAUCUUUUCGUCAAAAUAAGGUUCAGUCUCGACCUAGAAACAUUUGUUAAAUUAGUUUAAAAAUUAAACUGAAAAAUCUGACGUUCAAUGAAUAGUGUCAUAAAGACUGAAAUGACUGUAUGGUGUUUUAGAAUAGUGAUUACCUAAAAAGAGGAACUGGAUUCCAUUGCACAUAAACGACUGGAUUGGCUACUGUGUAGUAUUCUGUAGUUGUGCGAUUUUAAAAGUGCACAAAUGAGUUACUGCACGCUCGGAUUGACAUCACGUUGGCAGGCAGUUUAGAUGAAGCCAUGGCAUUUGUUCAGAUGUCUGCACACAGUUGAAAAGCCCUGCAGUUGUUACACAGACGAGGUUGUUCACUCAGGGACUCUGAAUAUGAACUAUCUCUCUGAAAGCUGUUAUUGUUAAACAAGAGUUAACUGAGAAUGUUGUAUUAUAUCUUUAGGGGGAUUUUGAAAUUCAUUCCAAUAUCAUCCUUUCAAAAAUAUUUUAUGUACACAAAGAAGUAUUUUUAUGGACUAAACAAAUAUUUUAUAUAGAUAUAUUUUUUUUUUCCAUGCUGUUUGGAUAACAAAAAUGUAACCAAAAAAAUUUACUUAUAUAUCUAACUAUUCCUGUUACAAAUUAUUUUCUUCACCAUCUCAAAGUCUGAAACUUUCGUAUCAUGUCAUCCCCUUCAUCAAACCUCUAUACUUCUAAAAGGCCUAUGUAAAAUGUAUAUUAAAAAUGUUACUUUUAUUCAAAUAUUUUGUUUGUUCUUUUCUUUGUUAAAGCAGAUAUAUCAUUCUAAAAUAUAUUGCAUUUUUUGUAUUUUAUCUUUGUAAUUGCAUUUUAUUUCCGAGUAAUAAUGAACAGCUUUUUAUAAAACUUUACACGCUGUUUUGGUUUCUUAUAUAUAUGAUGUGCAACGUGCAGCCUUACAGACCAAAAGUGUUGCAGAUGUCACACAUCAAAGAUUAAAGGGUAUACUGUCUCAGAGAAAACCAUAAAGAUCCACUGGAGGACUGUGUAUAACCAAUAAACAAAGACAUGUCUGGAAUGUGGCGUUUUGGACAAAAUGCACUUUUUCAUAAUUUUGUGUUAUGCGUGUUCAUGAUUUGUUUUACAGACUUUUACCUCUAUUUGAACUGAAAAUGGACCGUAGUGAGAUGAACAGCCUACUUCAAGGACCCAACAAAAAUACACAAACACAUUUUAAUAGUAGGCAGGGAUGCGGUUUGGUGUCUGUAUCAUUUCUGUGUGUGCUGACAGAGUUGGGUUAGAGUUAAGCCAAUGAACUAUGUUCCUAUUACUAAUUAUAAUACAUAGAAUUAUUUAUUGAGCGUCUUUAAUCGUUAAAGCUAAUGUGUAUGUGUGUGUGUACAGUCUAUAUAUAUAUAUAUAUAUAUUAUUUGUAUUUUUUUAACCCUUCCAUUAUCGUAAGAAACUGAACCCUUUGGGUAAUUUUUGACAGGUAUUGAAACCCAUAAAAAAUGCGUAAGUUCUUGAUUAGUGUUCAAUAGCAUGAAACAAAAAUCUGUUUUAAUGUGGUCCCAAAGUGUAUAGCUAU
Messenger RNA from Xyrauchen texanus (razorback sucker), 4898 nucleotides. RefSeq names its product Kruppel-like factor 6b (gene klf6b). Bases 2 to 1048 code for a protein of 348 amino acids. Lineage: Eukaryota; Metazoa; Chordata; Actinopteri; Cypriniformes; Catostomidae. The transcript is spliced from 4 exons. The record is from RefSeq and is a predicted model, not a curated record. Gene Ontology annotation, biological process: regulation of transcription by RNA polymerase II. Gene Ontology annotation, molecular function: RNA polymerase II cis-regulatory region sequence-specific DNA binding; DNA-binding transcription factor activity, RNA polymerase II-specific.